Molecule: messenger RNA, 1797 nt
Organism: Diutina rugosa
Lineage: Eukaryota; Fungi; Ascomycota; Pichiomycetes; Serinales; Debaryomycetaceae
Exons: 1
Coding region: 1-1797 (598 amino acids)
Cellular component (GO): U2-type prespliceosome; nuclear speck; U2AF complex
Molecular function (GO): pre-mRNA 3'-splice site binding; poly-pyrimidine tract binding
Source: RefSeq, a predicted model, not a curated record
AUGAGUCGGCGAGGCGAAUACCACGACCGGUCCCGAGAUCGCGACGCCUCCUCGCUGCAUGGCCGCCCUUACCAGAACCGUGAUCAGCACCGGUAUCAUCCUUACGAUAAGCCUGAUGGAAGUGGCGGGCCCAGUGCUUACGGUAACGCAUACUCCCGAGGCGAUGGUGGACCCCCACGGAACCAAUACCAAAACUACCAGGCAAACUACCCGCAAAAUCAUCAACAGGGGCAAUACAACAACACCAAUGACUACUCCAGUUACCAAAACCACUCCCAGCAGGCACACGGACGAAGUUACGGAUCCCACACCAAUGGUAUCCAAUAUGGCAAUCAAUAUGGAAACCAGUACGGAAAUCAGUACGGCAACCAAUACGGCAACCAAUAUGGUGACCAGCGAGGACACCAGUCAUACCAAUCCUACCAAAACUCCAGUCGCCAAUCACACCCUCAGUCUUCAGGAUACCGAAAUCGUUCCCAACAGGGAGGUCGAGGCCGCAGUCGCCACCAGGACUACCAGCCCCGCCAGCACCAGGAGCCCAAGUUUGAUAGAAAUGACCCCGAAGCGAUAUCUAAACGGCUUGAACAACUCAAAGAUGUGCCUACUUUAGAGGAACUUCCCGCUAAAGGUACUCGCUGGGGAGUGCGUCCUCCCGGGUUCGAAAAUGUUCCUGCGCAAAGAGCCAAGAUGCUGGGGCUUUUCCCCGUGGGACCAGUGGAUAGUGACAGUUCAGUGACUCCCCAGCCAGCACCGGAGACGCUCUCCAAAUCACGCGUGGAUCCUGGCGAUUCACGGGUGGCGUCGACGGUGGUUGUGUCUAUAAAUCAAGAUGGUAAGGCGAUAAACUGGGAUAUUGUGGACGGUGAUAAAAUUUCUACGUUUAUUAACGACUAUAUCUCACGGAUCGACAUUCCCAACCGAGUAUCUCAGCUGAUCAAGUCCCACCAUGUUUUCAAAGAUAGACUUAUAUGUCGCACGGCUCAUGCCACCGCCGCUACCAUCGCCCUUACUUUAAAUGGCACGGCCCUUCCCAUCACCGCUUAUAAACAUACCAGCGCCAGCGGUGUUGACGGGAAUAUCACACUCAAGCUCACACGGCCUCGCGAGUACGUGGUGCAAGCUCCGCGAGAUGAAGGCGUGGAAGUUGACCCAUUCUUCGUCCCUGAGGGACCAAAGAAGAUCACGAUCCACGUCCUGCCAGAGUUGGAUGACCUGGCGAUUCGCUCGCAGUUGGAAACGGUCGGUCCGGUCCGGCGCUGCCAGCUUUUGCGUGAAGUGGGCACUAAAGUGCUGACGGGCGUCGCCUUUGUUGAGUUUGACGGUGAAAUCAGUCUGCUUACUAGCAAGAUACAGCUGCUCGACGCAGUGAAUAAAGUGUACUACCUGUGUAUUGGGAGCAUCCAAACAGUGAACAUUACUGCCUCGACUAUAUGUCGCCUUGUUGCUCGCCAAGGUGUCACCGACCACCGCAAGCUGAAAGUAAUUCAAAUGAUCAACUGCGUUACUGGACCCGAACUUACCAAUCCCGAAUAUUACGAUUUUGUUCGCGAGGAUAUUACCAACGAGCUCAGUAAGUUCGGUAACGUCGUCAGUAUCAAGAUUCCUCAGCCUCCCCCGGACUAUACUUGGGGAAGCACUGAAGACGUUGCUGAUGGCGUGGGACGAGUGUUUGUUGAGUUUGAAACCGAGGAAGAUGCAUUCAAUGCCAUUAACGGUGUCGUAGGUCGUCAAUACAACGAUCGCACCGUACUCUGUGGGUAUUUCGAUGCAGAAGACUAUCGUCUUGAGGUAUUUUAA